Molecule: messenger RNA, 1678 nt
Organism: Sceloporus undulatus (fence lizard)
Lineage: Eukaryota; Metazoa; Chordata; Lepidosauria; Squamata; Phrynosomatidae
Gene: EPCAM
Product: epithelial cell adhesion molecule
Exons: 9
Coding region: 311-1246 (311 amino acids)
Cellular component (GO): membrane
Source: RefSeq, a predicted model, not a curated record
GAGGCCGGCUAUAAGCGCUGGGAGGCCGGGAGGAGGAGAGAGAAAGCGGGGAAAGGGCAGCCUCCUCCUCGCCUUGUUGUAACCUGAGAAGGAAGGAAGGAGGGCGCGGCCAGGUGAGCCAGGAGGAGGCUUACCUGCGGAACCUGUUGAGCAGCUCCAGAGUCCAGAGACUAGGGAAGGAGGAGGCAGAAAGGGCGCAGCAGAGGCACCAAGGGACACACCUGGAGGCUUGCUCCUCUUGGGCUUCUUCUCCUCCUCCAUCUCCUUCCACCUGCUGCCUCCUCUUUACCUGGCUCUCCCUUUACCUGCCAUGGAGUCGCCCCGGGGGGCUGCCUUGCUCCUGGCCACGCUCUUCUCGGUUCUCCUUGCCACAGCACUGGGACAAGAAGGAUGUCGGUGUCAGAACAACAGACGGACAGUAGAAUGUGUUCAAGUUGGUAGCACCUGCAGAUGUAAAUCUUAUGGAUCUAAUGUCACAGUGGAUUGUGCAACACUAACAUCAAAAUGUUUGCUGAUGAAAGCUGAAGUCCAAGGCACAAAGACUGGUAGAAGGUCAAAACCACAAACUGCAUAUGUAGAUAAUGAUGGCAUUUAUAAUCCAGACUGUGAUAGCAAAGGUAACUUCAAAGCUAAACAAUGUAAUGGGACAACAACUUGCUGGUGUGUGAACUCUGCUGGCGUACGAAGAACUGAAAAGAGUGAUUCAGACAUCACAUGCAAUGAGGUAGUAAGGACAAGUUGGAUUAUUAUGGAAAUGAAACAUGAUGACAGGAAUAGUCCACUGGACCAAGCAACCCUUGAAAGAAACAUCGGAGAUUCGCUUUAUCAGCGUUACAAAUUGGAUCCAAAGCACAUCAGUGUUAUGUAUGAAAACCCUUACAUUACCAUUGAAUUGAGACAAAAUGCUUCAGCUAAAUCUUUCGCAGAUGUGGACAUAGCAGAUGUAGCGUACUACUUUGAAAAAGAUGUAAAAGAAGACCCCGUGAUUCAAGACAGCACUCUUAACGUUAUGGUUGCAGGAGAACCUCUUAAAUUCAGAGAUGCUGUAAUCUACUAUGUUGAUGAAAAGCCACCAGAGUUCUCAAUGAAACGUUUGACUCCUGGAGUUAUUGCUGUAAUUGUGGUUGUAGUCCUGGCAAUAGUUGCUGCUAUUCUUGUAUUGGUCUUCACUAGAAGAAAGAGAGGAAAAUAUGAAAAAGCUGAGAUAAAGGAACUGAAUGAAAUACCGAGAGAACGAAACUCAUAAAUGCUGUAAUGUGAAACAGAAGAAUGGGUUAGAAGUGUAAAAAUUUAAUGAAGGCUAGGCAUAUAGAUGCUUCAGUUUUAUACUAUCCUGUAGUUUAGUAAGAGGAUUACUUUAUUGAGCCUAAGCGGCAUGUUUUCCCUUUUGGGGCUGUAAAUUUUUUUAAAAAAUUUGAGAACUAGUUUGGCUAGAUGAGUGUCAUUCCUCUGUCAUAGUUACAAUUGUAAGACUAGCAAUAUCUUAUCAUUGGAUGUAUGCUUAGAGACCAUUUUAUGUAAACGUUUUUGUAUGUCUAGCAAACUACUACAUCUGAUGGUUGCCAGACAUCUCUUGCAUACAUUGGAAUGUUGUGUGUUUUCUAAUGUUUGUACAUAUUUUCCUUCAAAUUAUCUGGAAUUUUUUUACAAGUAAUGAAUAAAAUCUGAAACAAACUUA